AUGUCGAAUAUGACGACUUCCGAAAACACAUCGGUGCAAGUUGCCCUCCGAAUAAGGCCAUUAACUGCUGAAGAUUUGGUAAAUUUACCUACAAGAUUUCAGAGAAAUGUUCUAUCAACAACAUUAUUCGCUCCAAAUCAAGUGACUGUUCUUCAAGGCGAAAAGAAACAAACUUUCACUUUUGAUCAUGUCUUUGGUCCUGAAUCGAAUCAAAAAGACAUAUAUGAUCGAUGUAUUAAAAGUAUGGUUGAUAAAUUCUUAGAAGGAUUUAAUGUUACCAUAUUGGCUUACGGUCAAACCUCAUCGGGUAAAACCCAUACUAUGGGUACUGCUGAUAGUUUAUCGUCACCUUCAGAAUCAAGAGGUAUAAUCCCACGGUCAAUGGCUACACUCUUUUCAUACAUAAAUUCUGCUCAAUAUAAAAAUCGAAAAUUCACUAUGAGGGUAUCUUUUGUGGAAAUAUAUAAUGAAGACUUAAUUGAUCUUCUCGCUGAAGGUGAUGAUGAAUGUAAACCACAAGUAUUAAUAAGAGAAGAUUCUAAAGGAAAUAUUAUUUGGAGUGGUUUACAAGAAAUUAAAGUUAGCACGGCUGAAGAAGUCAUGAGUCGGCAAGUGAGUGCGACAGAUAUGAACGCUCAAUCUUCGCGUUCACAUGCAAUUUUUUCGGUUACACUAUCUCAACAAAAGUUUAUACCUUCGUGUGGUGGUCCUGCAAGCCCAACUCCUCUUUCACGCCCAUCUACUCCAAGUAAAUUGGGUUCUUCUCCUUCAAGAGCUGGAUCUAGACUGGGUAAACGAAAUGAUGAUGGUGAUUGGGUUUCUGUAACGAGUAAAUUUCAUUUCGUUGAUUUAGCUGGUAGUGAAAGACUUAAACGUACAUCCGCCAUCGGUGAUCGUGCAAAAGAAGGAAUUUCAAUUAACUCUGGUCUAUUGGCAUUGGGUAAUGUAAUUUCUGCUUUGGGUGAUCCAACGAAAGCAAAAAGUACUACACAUAUUCCUUAUAGGGAUUCAAAACUUACUAGAUUAUUACAAGAUUCUCUUGGUGGUAAUGCUCAAACUUUAAUGAUUGCUUGUGUUUCACCUGCUGAAUUUAAUGUUAGUGAAACUAUUAAUACUCUUAAAUAUGCUAAUCGUGCAAGAAAUAUAAAAAAUGUUGCUACUGUUACUCAAGAAGAAGCUGGUUGGCAUGAUUUAGAACAUUUACAACAUUUAGUUAUUAAAUUAAGAUCAGAAAUUAAAAAUUUAAGACUUUCAACUGGUAUUAUAACUGCUUCUGGUAGAAGUACUCCUUCAGAUGCUAUUAAUCUUCAUAUUGAUGCUCUCGAGGAACAAUUGGCUGACCUUCAACGUUCUUAUUCUGAAUUAACUCAAAAGUAUGCAAAAAUUUCCGCUGAAUUAUCUUCUUAUCAAGAUAACACAGAAUUAUCAAAUCAAAGACAAUUAAAUGCUAUAAUGGAAGAUAGUGAUGAUAUCGACUUUUUAUCUCAUGCUACUGCUUCAUUUCAAGAAACUGUUGCUCCAGUUAUUGCUGAAUAUGAAAAAUCUAUUAAUGAACUUGAAAGUCAAUUAAAAAUUGCAAGAUCUUCUUUAAAAACUACUGAAAGUUAUAUUAAAGAUCUUGAAUCAAAACUUGAUUCUUAUUCAAGUGAACAAAAAAGAGAUCAAGAAAUUAUAAAUGAUCUUAGAAAUAAAAUUUCUCAAUUACGUACAAAUGGUGAAAAUAAUGAAUCAAUUAUACAAAAAUUAGAAACUCGUUUAUCAAGAAGUGAAAGUAAAGCUGAAUUAAUGAAUGAAACUGCUCAACAUCUUGAAAAAGCUUUAUUGGAAAGAGAAGAUGCUUAUAAUAAAUUAGAAUUAAAAUAUAAGAAUGAAAAAUCUCAAGAUGAACAACAACAAAAUUUAUUAUUAAAUGAAAUUGAAGAUAGAGAUCGUAGAAUUUCUCAACUUGAGAAAAAAGUUGAUGAUCUUAUUUCGGAAAUUUCUCAAUUUAAAAAACUUAAAGUUGAUGUUAAUAAAACUCCUCGACAUUAUUCUAUUGUUUUAAAUCUUGAAUCAAAACUUUAUGAAUUACAAAAAACUCAUGAAAAAACUGUUUCGGAAUUUGCUGAAAUUAAAGAAAAAUAUCAUUCUUUUUCUGGUUCUCAUCGUAAAUCAAGAUCUCUUUCGGCUGAAAUUCAAGGUGCUGAAAAACGUGAACUAUCAAGUUUAGCAAUGAUACAAAAACUUCAAAUUGAACUUAAACAAUUAGAAUCUUUACAUAAAGAUAAAGCUGAAGGUUUAGAAGCUGUUAAAAAAGAAUUUGCUAGAUUAGAAGUAAAUCAUCUUGAAACUCUUGAAAUUGUUGAAGAACUUCGUGAAGAAAUAAAAAGAAGAGAUGCUUUAGCUCAAAUUGAAGUUAUGUCAGUAAUGACUUCUGAAUAUGCUUAUACUGAAUCUGGUUAUUCUGCUGCUACAAGUGAAAUUGAUCAAUUAGAAAUUGUAAAUCGUCUUAGAGAAGAAGUUGAACAAUUAAAAGAAGAACAAAGAAAAAAUUUGGAAAUAAUUGCAAAAAAUGAAAAAGUUGAUAAUAAAAAUAAUGAUAUUAUUGCUAAAAUUGAAUCAAAUAUUAAUGAACUUUCUAUUAAUUUACAACAAGAUCAACUUAACGUUGAAAAAGAAUCUCAAAGACAAUUUAAUAUUAAUGAAGCUGCUGCUCGUCUUGAAGGUGUCCUUCCUAUACCUGAUGAGAAUGCUCAAAUAUCUGAAUUACGUCAACAAGUUGAUAAACUUCAAGAACAAUUAAUUAAAGCAAAAGAAGUUCCAAAUAUUCCUACUCCACGAAAUUCUAUAAUUAAUAGUGCUGAUCCAACUUAUGAAGCGGUUGGUGGUCUUGAAGAAAAACUUACUAAAUUACGUCAAGAACUUGCUCUUAAAUCAGAAACCGUAAAAGAUUUACAAAGUGAACAAGAAAUUGUUGUUGCCCUUCAAGAACAAGUGGAAACGCUUAAAUUAGAUAUUCAUCAUAAAUAUGAACUUAUUGAAAUACUUAAACGAGAUCUUGCGGAUAAAGCAAUUCUUCAACAACGAUUAAAAGAAAAAGAAGCUGAAGUGUUAAUAUUUAGAUCAAAACUUAUGGAUGUUCAUAAACAAGAAACUGAACUUGAAAAUGAAAUGAAUAAAUUAAAAUCAAGAUUGGAUAAAUUAGAAACUGGUGAAGAUGUGAAUAAAGUUUUACAAACCGAAUUGGAAACUUUAAGAAAAGAAUUAAAAGAUGUUAGAGCCAGAGAAGCGGUCACGUUGGAUAGACUUCAUGUUCUUAAAGCAAGAUUAGGUUCUGAUCAAGAGGAAACUCAUUUACAAGAACAAUUAGAACAUUUACGUGUGGUUGAAAUUGCUCAAAGGGAAAGAAUUACCAUAUUGGAAGGAAGGCUUUCCGAACAAGGUGGACAAAUCGAUGAAGAUUUUGUUAAAUUAAAAACCGAGUUAGCACUUGCCAGAGAAUCUGAAGCUGCACAAAAACGUACUAUUGAAAAUUUGGAGAUUAAACUUAAAAAAGCCGAAGAUAGAUCCCAAUUAACAACUCUUCGACGUGAAAUUGCUGGAUUAAAGGCUAAGGAAGCCGAACAAAUUAAGAAAAUAAGAGAUUUAGAAUUUCAAUUAAAUGAAUCGGUAAAUAAAGAUUCGUAUCAAGUUAAAUUGUUAAAAGAAGAAAUUGAAAGUUUAAGUGGAAAUGAACGAGAACAACGUAAACAGAUUGAAAAUCUUGAAUCUCGAUUAGAACUUAUUAAAGAUGAAGAUCCAAAUAUUUCGGCUUUAAGAGAUCAAAUUGCCGGAUUAAAAGCAUCGGAAGCCGAUUUAAGAAGAACGGUUCAAGAUUUAGAAUCAAAAUAUAUCUCUGCUCAAAAAGAAAUAAAGGUCUUUGAAACGGUUAAAGAAGAAGUUGCAUUCUUGAAAGAAUUAGAAUCUGAACAAAAGACAACAAUUGAACAACUUCAAUCUCAAUUACGUAAAAUUAGAAAUUCAAAAGAAGCUGCUAUUAAAGAACUUCAAUCGAUGAAAGGUGGUUUUAGUCUUCAAAAAGAACUUGUGGUUUCUUUAGAAGAAGAAUUAAAAGUCCUUAGACAAGAUUUAGCGUUUGCCAAAGAGAAUACUAAUUCGUCAUCAGAAGAAUUAGAAAAAAUAACAGAGUUACUGAACAAUACUCAAAAACAACGAGAUGAUGCACAAAGACGCGUCAAAGCUUUGGAAAUUGAAGUUGAAACUUAUAAACUUGCCGGAGAAGCUGGUAAUGAAAAUAUAGGAAAAUUACGUGAAGAAUUAUCUAAUGUUAAACUUGAAAUGUCGGCUCAAAAUGAAAUGAUUGUUGAACUUGAAGCUCAAAUGAAUAUUAUAGAAAAGGAACGUGAUGAAAAUGCUAAACGCGUAGAUGAAUUGACGACAAUUCUUAAGGAAAGAGAAUCUAAUCAAAAAGAUGCCAUUAAAGAAUUAGAAUCUACUUUAACGAAUUUAGAAACUGAAUUGGUCAUGGCUAAAGAUUCUUCAAAGAUUAAUAAAGAAACCAUUUCUAAUCUUGAAGAGAAACUUUCCACCGUACGAUUACAAUUAAAAGAAGCAAAAGAUUCUGAUGAAAAAAGAACCAACGUAAUUAAGGAAUUAGAAGCCAAAUUUAAAGAAGCCACCGGAAUUUUAUUGGAAAAAGAAAAUAGUCUCAGUAAUCAAGAUAAACUUGUUGCUGAACUAGAAAUGUUGAUACAAAAUACUCAAAACGAGUUACAAUCUGUCAAAGUAUCAGAAACCGAAGCUACUGGACGAAUAAAACUACUUGAAGCUAAACUUGCCGAAGCGACAAAAAUGCAAGUUAAUUUUAAUUCUUUUGCCGCCGAACUUGAAACGUCAGAAGCCGAACUAAAUAAAGUUAGAUCUUAUGAAGCCAAACACGUUCAACAUAUCAAAAGUUUGGAAAGUAAACUUCAAGAAGUUCAAGAUCGUCAUCAGCAAGAAAUCUCUAAACUCAAACAAGCCGAAGAAGAAAUUUCAUCACUUCGAGAAAAGUGUGGUCAAUUACAAGAAGAUAUUGGUAAUGCACAUCGUGAUUCUGUUAUUAAAAGCUAUGAGAACAUUGAUAAUAAUAUAGUUGAAGAGCUUAAUAGCCAGCUUAAAAAAGCUCUAAGUCAAGUUCAAGAACAACAAGAUCGUGUUGUAGAAUUAGAGAAAACCACCAAACAACUUGAAUCAGAAAAGAAAAUACAAUGUGAACGUAAUGAAGAUCUUGAAGAUCAAGUUGAACAAUUACAAAAAGACCUUGAAACAUUAGCUGAAGAAUUUGCGGAAGCUGCAUCUAAAUUUGAAGAUGCUGAUGAAUUAUCUAGACAACAAAAGAGUCGUAUUGCUGAAUUAGAGAAUGCUUUACGAGAAGCAAAGAAAAAUUAUUCUGAAGACACUGAUGAAUUUAAUGAAUCUGGGCAUACCAACCCAUCACUCGUUAAACUUGCAGCCGCGAAUGAACAAUUACGUCAGGCCAAUGACAGUCUAAAUUCCAAGAUUGCUGAAGCAGAAGGACAAACACAAGUACUAGCUGAUAAAGUCAAAUUAUUAGAAAGUGAACUUACUCGACUUGGAUCAAGCGAUCAAGAAUCUAUAACAGUAUUAAAAGAUAAGAUAAAAGAACUUGAAAUGGAAAAAAAUGGAUUAGAGGAAGCUAACGAAGCACUUUAUGAUGAACGUGGAAAACUUGAUCAAAAAAUUGAAUUCUUGAUGCAACAAUUACAUUCUGUUAGUAAUGGAGAUAAUAAGACAAGUGCUCAAGUUGCGGAAUUAAAUGAACAAAUUGUUAAUUUGGAAAGAGAAAUUUUCGAUUUAAAGAAACAAACUUUAGCUGAUACAAAAGAAAUGGAAAAAGAAAUCACAAAGCUUUUAGAGAUAAAUGAUCAACUUGAAAAAGAAAUCAAGAUCAGCCCCGUUAAUGUUAAUGAUAAUGUUACAACAAUGGCCGAUGAUGAUAAUAUAAGUUCACAUGAGCAAUCCAAACUUACACGACAAGAAGCCACUAUUGCACAACAAAAUAAUGUUAUCAAAUCAUUACAAGAUAAAAUUGCAGAACUUGAAGAAUCACGUAAAGUAUUACAAGAAACAAAUUCCGAGACACGUAACUCUGCUUCAUCAAUAUCAUCCACAACUCCUCAAAGUCCAAUCUCACCACCAUCAACACCAGGCAUCCCACGUUCAGUACUACCACCGAAACCAGAUUCUGAAUCUUCAAGACAUAGAUCCGAUUCAAGUACAUCAUCAGAACUUGCAGUGGAAAUACAAAAAUUGCAAAAGAAAAUUGCAAAGAUGGAAAGUGAAAAUUUACAAAAUCAACAACUUGUUGAGACAUUGGAGUCAACACUCAAUGAAAAUGAAACAAAUCUACGUGUAGCCAAAGAACAAUUAUCUAUAUUACAACGUGAGAAACAAGAAUUUGUUGAACAGAUCAAGAACUUAAAAGCACAAUUAGACGACGCUCAACAACAAGUUGAACAAGCCAAAUCAACUGUACGAGAAGAAAAGAAAGUCAUGGAAAGUGUACUUGAAGAAGAACGUAAAGCCAAGGAAAAGGCUGAAAAGGCUCGAAUAGCAAUUGAGAACCAAAUGGAGAAACUUGUUGCUAAAAGAAACAAAUUUAUGUGUUUCUAA
This is a messenger RNA of Dentiscutata erythropus, 6654 nucleotides long. NCBI's taxonomy places the organism in Eukaryota, Fungi, Glomeromycota, Glomeromycetes, Diversisporales, Gigasporaceae. The record is from the annotation of a GenBank genome assembly.